Topomyia yanbarensis is the source of this 1151-nucleotide messenger RNA. It is a transcript of the gene CtsB, whose product is annotated as cathepsin B. Gene Ontology annotation, molecular function: cysteine-type endopeptidase activity. The record is from RefSeq and is a predicted model, not a curated record. Gene Ontology annotation, cellular component: lysosome. The transcript has a single exon. Lineage: Eukaryota; Metazoa; Arthropoda; Insecta; Diptera; Culicidae. The coding region runs from base 41 to 1066 and encodes 341 amino acids.
CGUUGCGCGAAUAUCGAAUAGAGCUGGACCUAUUUUACAGAUGAUCCUCGCGGUAUUCAUUUUCCUGGUCCUAGGCCAGUACGCAUUGUGCCAGACAAGCAUGGGCAUCAGCUCAGCUCGUUCGUCGAAUGGUUCUUCCAAUACAAUUGCCAGCAGAAUCCAGAAUCUAACAAAAACUUGGACUCCCGGACGCAACCUAUUGCCAGCAGCUUUCUACAAGGGCGGUGUCCGGCUGGAACAUCAAGAGAAACUGCGACUACCGUUGGGAAUUUUGUUGCUGGAAUCCACGGUUGACCUGCCUGAAUCAUUUGAUGCGCGUGAGAAAUGGCCCGGAUGUCCAAGUCUUCGGGAGGUCCGCAAUCAAGGAUGCUGUGGAUCAUGUUGGGCUGUCUCCGCUGCCUCUGCCAUGACUGAUCGGUGGUGCAUUCAUUCCCAGAAUAAUUCACAAUAUUCGUUCGGAUCCUUCGAUCUGAUGGCGUGCUGCCAGGAAUGUGGCGAUGGAUGCGACGGUGGAAACUUGGGUCCAGCAUGGCAGUAUUGGGUCGAGCGAGGCAUAUCCAGUGGAGGUCCAUACAAUUCCCGCAAGGGAUGCCAUCCAUACCCGAUCGAUGUUUGUCACUCGCAGGAUGAGGAAGAUGACACGCCCAAGUGUUCGAAGAAAUGCCAAAUGAACUACAAUCAGACGAGCGCUGGGCGGGAUCUUCGGUACGGACGGGAGGCAUACUCGGUUGCGAUCAACGAGAAGCGGAUCAUGGAUGAGAUUUUUUUGAAUGGACCUGUCCAGGCAGCGUUCAAGGUGUACAGGGACUUUAAGGCGUACAAAAGUGGUGUCUAUCGACACGUUUGGGGUCCGUUCGAGUCCGGUCACGCGAUCAAGAUGCUUGGCUGGGGCAUUGAAAACAACGUCAAAUAUUGGCUGUGUGCAAAUUCCUGGGGCGAAGAUUGGGGAGAUAACGGAUUCUUCAAAAUCAUUCGAGGCGAGAACCAUCUUGGAAUUGAAGAGGAUAUUCAUGCGGGUCUACCGGAUUACAACAAACACGAAGAGAUGUGGGACCCUGAGUACUGAUUUUAGUGAAAAAUAGCUACCAGAGUGCACAAAUAAAAAGAACAAAGCAUUAGUUUGCCAACAGUGACAAUACGGGUACCUAGAA